This is a messenger RNA of Sinocyclocheilus rhinocerous, 4274 nucleotides long. RefSeq names its product transmembrane protein 178B. Bases 544 to 1428 code for a protein of 294 amino acids. The record is from RefSeq and is a predicted model, not a curated record. Gene Ontology annotation, cellular component: membrane. Lineage: Eukaryota; Metazoa; Chordata; Actinopteri; Cypriniformes; Cyprinidae. The transcript is spliced from 5 exons.
GAGGCAACAUGCACGGAGGAUGCUGGGACCAUAUUGUCCGAGGAGGAGGAUGCACCAUCCGCCAAAUAUUCUAAUAGCGAUACACUCAUGUAAACGUGAAGCGUCUGAGAUGCGGCGUCGUUGAACGGUUUGAUAUUUCCAGCGUAGACCAUUUAUAAAUGUGUGUCGCUGUGUGUUAAAUAGGAUUAUUUGGCAGUGCAUAUCCUGUAUAGCCAAACGUACAGUGACUGCAAACACAAAAUGGGCUGGAUGUGCAUUAUUGGAGUGGAGUGAACCCGUUUUAUCGGCUUUAAUUGGGGCUUGGUUCGAGGACUGGACUGAAUCGUCUCGUCUGGUUUCAUUCACUGGUAUUGGAUGGGAAGAGCUACGGAUGGACGUUAAAUAAAGGCUUAAAUAUUUCCUUCGAGCUCUCCAAACAAAUUUCACUGCACCGACUGACACCCGUUCUCUCUGUCCGCGCGCCCGGCGGGAUGCGGCUGCGCGUCGAGGAGCUCUCCAAGCUGUUGUGGUGCUGACGCGGCUCUGAGCGAACGCGACGCGAGCAUGGCUGCGGGGAAGUUGCUGCUCUACGCCGGUCUGUCUCUGUCCCUCUGCGCGCUCGGGAUGCUGGCCGUGGCUAUCUGCUCCGACCACUGGUACGAGACGGACGCCCGGAGGUACCGAGAGCGGUGCCGAAGUUUCUCCAGCCGCCGGAAGGACCCGGGCUUUAUUUACAUCCCCAACAAUAGCCUCCCUCUGCGGGCGAGCCGCUCGCGCCUGGACCGCUGGGAGGAAAAGAUGCUGCUGGCGCGGAACAGACGGCAGCUGUUCGCCAUGAGCGCCGCCGAUGAGUGCAGCAGGCAGUAUAACUCCACCAACAUGGGGCUGUGGAGCAAAUGCCAUCGGCUUGGAUUUGAUCAAGAUAUCGAGGACCUCAUUCGAAAAGGGUCUAUUGCAAGAUGCUCUUAUAUCAAGUACCACUACUCCUCGGCCACAAUACCCAAGAAUCUCUCUUACAACAUCACCAAGACCAUUCGUCAGGAUGAGUGGCACUCUCUGCAUCUGCGGAGGAUGACGGCAGGAUUUAUGGGAAUGGCGGUGGCCAUCAUCCUCUUCGGCUGGAUCAUUGGGAUGCUGGGAUGUUGCUGGGACCGUGGCCUCAUGCAGUAUGUGGCAGGUCUGCUCUUUCUCAUGGGCGGUACAUUUUGCAUCAUUUCCUUGUGCACCUGUGUAGCAGGCAUCAACUUCGAGCUGUCCCGUUACCCUCGCUACAUAUACGGCCUCCCAGACGACAUCAGUCACGGUUACGGCUGGUCAAUGUUCUGCGCCUGGGGCGGUUUGGGCCUGUCCCUCAUUGCCGGCUUCUUCUGCACGCUGGCGCCCUCAGUACAGCCGAUCCCUCGCUCCACGUGCCCCAAAUCCCGCCAAGAAAACGGCACCGUGUGUUAAGGGACGGCCUCUGAAAACCCCCAAGCCUAUGUGUGCAGCUGGACAAUGGGGGACAAAACACAUUAAAAAAAGACCAUAACUGAAGAUUAAAAUAGUGUUAAUUUAGAAUAAUUUCUAAUCUCGCCAACCAGGCCAUUUUUUAACCACGUGUGUGAAUCUACAACUGAGUGUCCUGAUUGUUUAAAAGAAAACAAAGACAAAAAAACGAAAAAAAAAAAAAAAAUUUUUUAAAUAUCACGGAUAAUUGUAAAGAUAAUAUCGACGGGACUUUCCGUCGUCAAGAUCCUACACAGGAAAACAGUCAUCCUUUCAAAGUUGUGACUUUGGUGAGCACAAGAAAAAGGUGACGAAUAAAGCAAAAAACAGACAGUAUUGCUCAUUCUGAUGCUGCAAGGAUGGAUAUUGACAUGUCUGUUGGACUGCCGUCUAAAAACUGCCAAACCUGGAGACUAUGGUAUUUGUAUCUGGACAAGUAUGGAGGUCCAGUGCCAAUGUUUAAAGCCCAGGAGUUCGGACAAUUCAAGAGCACCGAGACCAUGAGGCUUUCACAACUUUGAUGCGAUUUGGAUCUGUUGUGGCUAAAUCCGCCGAUUUGUCUCGGACCCUGGAGACUAUUGCAAUGCCUCUUGAGAUGCGGCUAAAGUAUCCACUUGUGCAUAAACCAGGAAGAUUUCAGGAAUUGGAGAUGCCUGCUCGUGACGUUAUGUUGCUAUUGCUGUACAGCAAAUUGUAAAGAGAAAAAUAAUACCUAUAAUAUUCCAGAAGAGAAAACAAACAAAUCCUAACGGGGAGGACAUUUUUUGAGCAUUUUCCAUGUUUCAUUUCUUAUUCAUGUCCAAAUGGUAUCAACGGACAUUUCUAACAUGCUUUCGAUUUUAUUAUGUGCUUCUUUCUUUGUUUUUUAGUAAUUACAGUCAUCAUGAGUGUGAAUGAGUGUGUAGGAAGUGUGCAAAUUCUUUAGCUACUAUCAAUAUAGUAUGUGUGUGAGAGAGUUUUGUGGCCUCCAUAUGGAAAAAAAAGGAAACAUAAAAAGAAUAAUGAUGCAUAAAAUCAAAAACCUGCCUUGGGGGAAAUCAGGUAGGCUUUUGUUGAACCAAGAAUUACUGGAAAGGAAAGAUGCCAUAUCCUGUUUUAGACAGCGAACACUUAGUCCCUGUAGACACGGCUGACGUAGACAGAAAGACAACUCAACAUCACACUGUUACUGCCUUAAGCUUGUCUGGAAGGAGGCAUUUAUGCCAUUUGAUGGGAACGCAUGCCGACUUCUCUUCUGAAAGCAUCUAUGGGCUGAUAAAAGAAAUCCUCAUUUGAAUCCAACUUCCUGCCCUGUUUAACCAUGCGUCUCUUUACUUAAAGGGAACUCCCAAAACAGGAUGUGGUAUGUAAGUGCCUGGUGAUUACAUGAGACAGCAGCGGUGCACAAAAGAGGUACAUCUGUGGAAUCAUGACCUCGAAAUGGAGGAUGGGCGGCAAGCACAAGCUUAAUACAAUCUCUAAGCCGACAUGCAAUUGGUUCCCUCAAGCUGUUUUCAUAAUUUCUCUUCUCACGCAUUCAUUUCGCAAUCUGAAACUUUUUGUUAUCCAUUUCACAUGCUAUAAAUGCAUUUAAAAAAAUCACUUGAGCAGCCAUAAAACAGCGUGCUAUGAAGGGACACACGCGUCAAGGGUCACUGGCGAAUCAGCACACUCAUUCAUCCAUGCCAAAAACCUACACUAGGAGAUUUAGCUUUGCAGCAAGACCAUGUUUACAGAUUUCUAGAAGGGAGAUUUGCCAAAAAAAUUAAAAAUAAAGGAAAAUACCUGCCAGGUUUCUUUCAUAGACUUUCUCGGUUCCACACAUUAGCAUGAUGGCCAGCGGCUCAACUAGUGGUUAGCCUGGUGUCCAAUCAAGUCUGUCAGGUUACUGCUGUACAAAGAAUGGGCGCUUACAUAUUUAAAGACUAUGAAAUAUUCAUGUUUGACAUUGAAGCCGUAUACAGUAUAUACACUAGUGUACUCCUAAACAUGGACAAAACCAACAUUUAGCAGAUUUAAGGGAUCAUUGAAAGAUUCGCAGAUCAGGGAAUUGUGAUUUCCAGCUGUGGAAGUCAUGAAAUAAAUCAAACAUCAUGAAAUGUCAAAAAAUUCUAUAGUGGAUGUAUAGUAAGGCUCUGCUCAAAAAAAUUUCAUUGCCUAUAAAUUGCUAUUCAUGAAUGCAUUCCUUUUUAUUUUAUUUUAUUUUUUUAAUCCUUAAGUCACAAAGGACCAAAAAAAAAUCUAAUUUGUCAAAAGCCAUGGGAAAACCCAUUAAAAAAGCUCUCCUCUCCUCUCCUCUCCUCUCCUCGUAGAUGUUGAUUAAAGGGAUAACUCGCCCAAAAAUGAAAAUUCUGAAAGAAAUGGCGUAAAAAAAAUGGAAAUCAAUGGCUACCAGCAAUUGUUUGGUAACCUACAUCCUUUCAAAAUGUCUUCUUUGUGUUCAACAGAAGAAAAACUCAUACAGGUUUGUUUUUGGGUGAACUAUCCCUUUAACUGUUUCAGGGGCGUUUCAUUUUACUUGAAGCUAAACAACCUAAAUCAUAAAUAUCACCUGCUUCCAAAUAUCCAUAGCAAGAAACAAAGCAUCAUUGGUUGCGCUGAUGCUCAUACUUUAAGUUCUUUAACAACCAUUAAUUGGUUGCAGCUGACGUUCAUUUUUCAUUUUGAGAGUUUUCAUUGCGUUCAUUUAUAAAACAAGCUGCCAAGUGACGUUUUGCAGAGCCGUGACAAACUAAAGGCUGUUUCUAAAGGCCAUUUCAAAAUGAUCCAUCCCAACACUACUUCCAAAACCAUUUCAUGGGAUCUUUCACCAUAAACACAGCCAACAGUUC